Raphanus sativus (radish) is the source of this 1461-nucleotide messenger RNA. RefSeq names its product histone-binding protein MSI1. The record is from RefSeq and is a predicted model, not a curated record. NCBI's taxonomy places the organism in Eukaryota, Viridiplantae, Streptophyta, Magnoliopsida, Brassicales, Brassicaceae. Gene Ontology annotation, cellular component: nucleus. Gene Ontology annotation, biological process: regulation of gene expression. The transcript is spliced from 6 exons. The coding region runs from base 52 to 1338 and encodes 428 amino acids. Gene Ontology annotation, molecular function: histone binding.
UUUGUCUUCUUUCUACUUCGUGGCGGGAAAAACGAAUUUCAUAGCCGGGAAAUGGCGAAAGACGACGUCGAGAUGCGAGGGGAGGUGGAGGAGCGUAUAAUCAACGAAGGCUACAAGAUCUGGAAGAAGAACACUCCUUUCCUAUACGACCUCGUCAUCACUCACGCUCUCGAGUGGCCUUCCCUCACCGUCGAAUGGCUCCCCGUCCGCGACGAGCCCCCCGGUCAAAACUACUCCGUCCAGAAGAUGAUCCUCGGCACCCACACUUCCGAUAACGAAGCCAAUUACCUCAUGAUAGCCCAGGCCCAGCUUCCCCUCGACGACACCGAGAGCGAGGCGCGUCAAUACGACGACGAUCGCUCCGAGUUCGGUGGCUUUGGCUGCGCCUCCGGAAAGGUGCAAGUUAUCCAGCAGAUAGUUCACGAUGGUGAGGUGAAUCGAGCUCGAUACAUGCCUCAGAACCCUUUCUUGAUUGCCACCAAGACGGUUAGUGCGGAGGUGUAUCUGUUCGAUUACAGCAAGCACCCUUCUAAGCCAGCGCUUGAUGGGGUUUGCAAUCCUGAUUUGAGGCUCAAGGGUCACAGCUCUGAAGGGUAUGGCCUCUCUUGGAGUAAGUUCAAGGAAGGCCAUUUGCUCAGCGGCGCUGAUGACGCUCAGAUCUGCUUGUGGGAUGUUAGCGGUACUCCGAAAAGUGCGGUUCUUGAUGCUCAUCGGAUCUUCAAGGCUCAUGAAGGCGUUGUGGAAGAUGUUGCAUGGCAUAUGCAACAUGAUCACCUGUUUGGAUCCGUUGGUGAUGAUCAUUACCUUCAUAUAUGGGAUCUUCGUUCUGCAUCUACCAGUCAACCGGUGAAGUCUGUGGAAGCUCACUCCAUGGAGGUUAACUGCUUAGCCUUCAAUCCAUUGAAUGAGUGGAUCGUGGCAACAGGGUCAACUGAUACGACUGUUAAAUUAUUCGAUCUAAGGAAGCUAAACAUCCCUCUUCACACAUUUGAUAGCCAUAGGGAAGAGGUUUUCCAAGUUGGCUGGAACCCAAACAACGAGACCAUCUUAGCCUCAUGUUGCCUUGGUAGAAGGCUUUUGGUUUGGGACGUCAGCAGGAUCAACGAGGAACAGACAGCAGAGGACGCAGAGGACGGCCCACCGGAGCUGCUGUUUAUCCAUGGUGGUCACACCAGCAAAGUUUCAGAUUUCUCGUGGAACCCUUGUGACGAUUGGGUUGUAUCCAGUGUAUCUGAAGACAACAUACUCCAAAUAUGGCAAAUGGCUGAGAACAUUUAUCAUGACGAGGACCAUCAUGAUGGUCCAGGUACAGGGGAAGAACCAACAAUAGGUUCUUAGCUUAUUGUUUGGUUCAUAUCUUAUGUGACAUUAUUUUUUUUUAUACAUCUCUUCCCUUUAUCUGUUCAAAUAUUUAAUGUAAGUUGUGGACAACGAGAUAUGAGACGAGCUUACCUUCUUUUU